Messenger RNA from Sebastes umbrosus (honeycomb rockfish), 10037 nucleotides. RefSeq names its product leucine zipper protein 1 (gene luzp1). The transcript has 8 exons. The record is from RefSeq and is a predicted model, not a curated record. NCBI's taxonomy places the organism in Eukaryota, Metazoa, Chordata, Actinopteri, Perciformes, Sebastidae. The coding region runs from base 696 to 4136 and encodes 1146 amino acids.
GAGAGAGAGAGAGAGAGAGGCGGGACCUCUUAGCCGGGAAGGGCGUUCUCUUUGCGGUCAGGCCGGGCAGAGUCAUCCCGAGGGGUGGGUCCUCCGGCAGCAGCAGUAAAGGAAAACCCACCUUUUUUCAUUGUUAAGGACGCGGAGGAAUGUGAUGGUUUGAUCUCAGAACGGGUUCAGGGAGGGGAAUAUCCGAGAAGGAAAAGAGACCGACGAAAGUGGUUUCAGGGAAAAAGGUGGAAACCAGCCUCCAACUCUCCGGUUGUAUGUGAGGAUAAUGUGGAUGAACUUGUGUCGGCAGCAGCAGCAGCAGCAGCAGCAGCGAGUCCUCCGGUCCGCAUGAGCUCCUCACACCGAGUGAAGUUGUGGAUUUACCGCUGCGUUUUCAACACCCGGCGGUGGAACCAGCUAAAAGGAUGGAGACUUUGGGAAGAGGAGCUUAACGUGUGACAGACAGACAAAAGGAUGCAUCUAAAAUAUGACAGAUUCGUCUGCUAAACGCCGCUCCGAGGGAACUUCAAAGUCUUAAAGCGACAGUGACAGAUAGACCGCCGAGAGAUAAAAGAGCAAUUCCCCCAAGAGCCUUAAGGCAUUGAUAACACUACCACACAAAUGUGGACCUCCCAAAACAUUGUCAUCAAAUAAUCUGAACAACAAAACAAACGCAACAGAAUAACAGAAAUCAUUUUGUAGCCAUGUCUGACCAUAAAGACAUGACACAUCGCCAUCUGCGGCACAAGCUGCAGAGUCUCGGUCGAAGACUGGAUGAACUGGAAGAAGCAACCAACAAGCUGCAGAAGUCUGAGGAUGAGCUACUUGACCUGCAGGACAAAGUCAUCCAGGGAGAAGGCAGCAACUCAUCCCUGCUCGGAGACGUGGAGGACCUGAGGAAACGUCUCCUUAAGAUCCAGGGUAAGGAUGAGGAGGUACGCAAAGCUGAAGAUCUCUGCCGCACAGUCAGAGAGAAACUGGAAGAGGAGGAAAGCCUGACGCAGGAGCUGAAGGCUGAAAUCGAACGUCUACAACGGAGGAUGGCAGAACUGGAAAAACUGGAAGAAGCCUUUGGGAAAAGCAAGUCUGACUGCAGCCAGCUCUGCUUGAGCCUCAACGAGGAAAAGAACUUGACCAAGAAGCUCUCGUCUGAGCUGGAGGCCCUCAAAGCACGUUUGAAGGAGGUGGAGGGGUCUGAGACGAAGCUGGACCGAGCAGAGCAGGCGUUAGCUAUGGAGCUUGAAAAACUCAAAGGGUUCACUCAGACCUUUAUGAGUGAGCGCAAGAGGCUACUAGAGAAACAGCGGGAGGACGAGAAGAUCAUUCUAAAGCUGACAGAAAAAUUGGAGCACCAGAAGAAUCGCCUCGGCUUGUCGGCGGACCCUGGUCGCGCAGAUUUCAUGAGGUCACGAAUUGAAGAUGAGCUUUCAUCCACGGGGCUCCUCACGAGUAAACUGGCUGGACGCAAGAAGAGCCUCGAGUACUUGAAGUUGGCCGACGACAACAUCGGCCUCGUGAACAAAUCUGAGAAUGAGAAGAACAGCGGUCCUCUUGAGGACGAGGACAACAAAGUAAAGGAGCUGACGCAGGAAGUAGAGAGGCUGAAGAACCGCCUUAAGCAGCUGGAGAUAGUGGAGGAGGAUCUAAAGAACUCGGAGUCCAAAAACGGCGAACUUCACGAGAAGUUCCAGAUGGAACGAAACCGGGCUCGCCAACUGAACGAGCAGGUGGAGCAGCUCAGGACGCAGCUGUGCGGGAAAGGAGGAAUCGGAAGAAAUGGAACCAGUAAUGUGGAUAAACACGGCAAUGGGAGCGCUAACAUUUGCCCAAACAGCCCUGCUAAGGUCCUGGAAAAUGGCAAAGCUGACAAUGAAGAGAAUAUGGUGAAGGUCUUCAGACAAGAGAAGCCCAAAUAUAGGAGUGCUGCAGCCGUCUCAGAGCCGAGUUCCCCCAAACACAGGAACAGGGAGCUUUCUCCUCAGCGUAAGAAAGAGACCAAGCUGAGGAGCAAAGAUCCCAGCCACUCAGAGGAGAGCUCUCCUAAAACUGUGAGGAGAGCUCUCAGUCCUGCUCACAAGAGUAGAAGGACACCCAAAACCCCAACUACUGCGAUUUCAUCUGAUAACGGAAUAAGAGACACAAGACGAGGAACUGAGGAAAAGACAAGAGGAGCCACUCCCGGCUCUGUAAACGCGUCCUCUAGUGACGUUAAGAAAGCGCCCGUUCUUAGCCGCUACCCUCCAGCAGCUAACGACCAGAAGCCCCUGAGGACGGCUCACAAACAGACGGAUGGGGAGAGUAAAAAGAGCAGAGUAGAAAAGUUUUCAAAGUUGUACGUAGGUAGUGAUAGUGAAUCAAACAACUCUGACGUAGUGCCUGACAGUUCCAGUAACAUCAACAGUAUCUCUGGUUUAGAGAAGGACGCAGCGUCUGCCUCAGAUCAGGAAUCAACAGACCAGGUUGAGGAAUCUGUCUCUGUGUCCGUCGCCUCCACCUUGUCCAAAGCCAAUGGAGCGUACAAAGCCUUCAGAUCCCAAGUCACUCCACUGCUGCCCAACGACCAGGGGUCAGAAGGUCAUUCGUCUGCCUCCGAAACCGAAUCUACUGGUUCAAGGCCCUCUGAGCCAGAGCCUGUACCUGAGACAACGACGACGACGACUCCUACAACUGUAAGCAGUAGGACCCCAACCUCCAGAUAUCCCAGAUACCCCCACGUCCACGACUCGCAUUCAGGGGGUUCUUCUUCCAGGAGCUCGUUUGACGAGGAGCUCCACAACAGAACACUGUUAGCUGAGGGAGGCCACCAGGCGCCCACGCACACUGCAUCGGGGAUCGAGAUCCAGCGAGUGUGCAGCCCACGCGAGGCGCGGAGUUCAAAAGCUGUCAUCAAGCCUGCGAUCGUCGAGAUCGACAGGAAGGAAGUGAUGAUUUCAGAACCUUUGUCUACAAACGGCAAACCCAAAAUCUCCACCAAACCUAUGGUGACCACCACUAGUAAAAUGACCAGUAGUAUAACCAUUUACCCCAAUGACCCGAGCUCUUCCAGAACCAGCAGUCGCAGCAGCAGCGUGUCCAGUGAACCCGUGCCGGUCAAAGAACGCCACACCUCCACCAGUAACAUCGUCAUAGGACUGAGCAGUGAGCACCAUGGCAGCAUCUCCGUCCCGUAUGAGAUCUCCAUUCCCAAAAGUGAGAUCACCUUGCGGCCGUGCCAGGACCAGGACUGCGGGCCGGACGACCACAACGAUUCCUCAUCAAGGUCCAAACACCACAACACUUCCAGAGUGGAGACCACCGCCAGCCACCUGUGCUGCCAACGCAGCAACUUCAGCCUCCAGUCGCCGGACACCACCUCCGCGGACUUUAACGACACGGAGUCGGGCUUCGAAAGCAGCAGCAGCAGUAGCACCACCACGGUCACCAGCUGGAGACACCAAAGACAAAGCCAGCACUCCCAAGAAGACAGUGUACCAGACAUGAAGAAUGUGACUGUGAGGAGCACCUGGAAGAACAGGGGCGCCGCGUCAGUGGAGGAGACAGGCCGGGGAAGAGGGGGCGCGAGAACGAUGACCGAUGGCGGGUCGGAGGAUGAAACGGAGGCUGCAACAACUUGGAGGGCUUACCGGGCGACCACCUUCGAUACAGAAGAAAUGAUGAACAGCGGAACAGGAGCUGGUGGGAAUGCUGAGGCACAGAAGGGAGCCAAGCCGUCCCCUGCAGAGGUGUACAUGCGUAGGAUCAACAGUGUGGUCACUAACACCAGAGAAGUGGAGGAACCAGUGCAUCGCAGAGGAAAAAGCUCAGAGUCUCCCACCAUGGAGGCAAGAGGCCCGGCGAGGGUCGUACCCCACGCACCUGUUACCUCUCAGUCCUGGGGCCGGUCCUACACUCAACAACCACAGGAUACUGAUAGCGCAGAGCCCAGUCCAAACCCGACCCACAGCCCAGCUUCCUGGAGGCGGCAGCUGCCCAGCAGCGACUCUCCCCACCCGGGGAGCUCUUAUGACCGGGCGUCCAAGACAGCAGGGGCCUCCUCCAGAGGGGAUCCGUGGUCCAGUCGGGGUCAAGGGUCAGGGGCCAGAGCCGAAGGGAGGAGCGGAGCGGGGAGCAAACCGUGGAACCAACGUCACUCUGAGCAUCAUUAGACCUGCUGGGUCUGAGCAGGACUUCUACAGCGAGAGGACAGCACCUCAUUAAGCUCUCAAUGGCACAAGGAGGGCCAAACAUCAGUCUCCCAUCAACUAAUGGCUUCCAUCUCCACAAAAGUCAACAGCUUUUAUAGCAAGCAAAGAAAAGCAAAAUAGCAGCCAUACAGUACAACAAACCACAGACCUGACAUCCUGACUCUGACCCUGAGUGUACGCCGAGACGUGAACAGCUCUUCCUAUCCGGAACUUUCUCUGUCCCAAAAGAGGCAUAAAUGGAAAAGACAGUGCCUGUACAGUGUUUUUGGAGGCCGCCUCACCAGCCCAUGUAUCCUCUUCUGCUUCUCGUGUUGGAUGUAUUAUAGUGUAAUCCCGAAAACUUGACAAGGGAGAGGCUGGCAUGCUGGGGACGGCUGGGGGAUUUUCCUGCGUGCCAGAGAGGGUUUAAAGAGAGUUAGAGGAAGAAGGACUCAAACGUUGAGAAUGCCUUUCUCAGAGGACCAUUAACAGUGACCUCGGUGGAGCUGGAUAUAUAUCGCUUCUGCAUCCGAAUUUCAACCUGAAAAAGAACAAUCAACAGCAGUACAAUGUUUUAAGAUGCAUCUUCAUCUCACAGGGCUGGAUCUUCAUGCAGAAUUCUUCACAAAACGAAGGGAUUUGACCUUUUUAAUGUGACCAAAAACAGGAAGCGAAUUACCGUCUUUGCUGACCCGUACCCAUGAUAUUCACUUUUUCUUACAUAUUUGCUUUCCAUAUGUGCUUUUUUUUCUGAUUUUCCCACACAUAAAUAUACAAAACCAUACAAACAUAUGCACAUUUUUAAAUUUUGGUUUAUUCGUGUCGCCACUCUCUGGCAUGCAGCCUCGAAAUGGAUUUAAUUUGGGGGUCUUUGGAUGUGGAGCGAACAUUUGCAUGUUUCUAAGUAAUAAAUGAAGAGCACUUGAAAGAUUGUGACUCAGCAUGCACUCUGCUUAAAGGAUUGCUGGUUGGCUGCAUUUAAAAUGCACACACACACACACAUAAAUUAGUUCUUACGGAUCUUAUUUAUGCUUUUUCACAUUUUCGACAUUUUUAUUUCGAUUCUUUGUAAUUCGCUUCCUGUUCUGCAUUAUCCUUUUCCUUUCUGCUCAACCAUAUCAAGAGAACAAAAAAAAAAUCUUAGUUUGCACGCAAUGAAAUGCAAUGCACAUGUAGAAAAAAAAGACAUAAUUGUGGGGGGUAGGGGGGAUAUUGUUUAUAACCUCAAACCAUGCUACAAUUUCCAUGGUGCUUUGUUUUACAGCUGUUGUCCUCAAUCAUGUAUGUUGAGAGAGCCAUAGCAAAACGGAGUUUCUGUUUUAACUGGACUACAGAUUACCAGCAAACAAGGCCUGGCAAGGCGGACUUUUUUUUUUUCCAGUGCUACUGUAAAUACUGUAUACAUGCCAGCCAGUCAUAGGAAGACACAAGACUCCUCUAAACACAAGGAACUGACCGUUCAGCUUGUACAUGACUGGGUUCGCCGUGCGAAUCGUCCCAGCUUAUCUCCAUUUUCUUAUUUCUAUAGAGGUGUAUUUUUUUGUUACGUCAUAAAAAUAUCAACUUGUGGUUGGUAUGUUGGAGCAAUCUCUCAUUGGAUGGUGCAACUGCAGCAAUGGGGGUGCCAUAGAAACCAAUUUAAUAGUGGCCAGUAAUCUAAAUAAGGUGUUUUCAUUGAGUUAAAUGGUGCAUAUCUAUGACAGAAACAUUGUUAACAGGCUCCUGCUGGACUUUAGAUAUGACACUCAACAUUUAUUGCAGUACGACAGGCGAUGUAAACAGAAUUUAUGAAUGUUGCUAUUGAAUGCAGCUGAGAAUGACCAAUUGCUUAAUGCCCCAAUCCAACACGACUGCACUGUUUAUCUGACAAGAUCAUGUAACCAUAACUGUGACAAUUUGGGACAUAUGAAAUCCGUUGAAGAACUUUGGACUUUUAAAGCUCCAUCUGGUUCCUCUGCUGUUGUGGAUUUCAAUGCUGUGUUGAGUCAGACCCUGGCGGGGCUGGCCUGUUUCAGAGGCAUUUCUCAGUUCUCCUGUAUUCCUCAUACCAGCCGCCAUCUAGCUGUAAUAUUUAUUAGUCUCCAUACAUGUACAGGUUGUUUUAAUUGUGAAGAGGUCUGCCCGGUGGCAGGAGUCAAGUCUGUCGCCGCUUUGUCACUUUACUGUUUAUACAAGCAGGAGAUUAUAUGCAAUCAAUAAACUGUAAACCCCCAUCAGUCAUCAUGAUGUACAUACAGAACGAACUCCGAACUGAAAUGUUUGUUUACCUUAAGAAUGCGCAUUUUUUCACUAAUGUUCAUUCCCAUUACUUUGCUAGAAAUAUCUACAGUAUGUUCAUCUGUGCCUUGAGAUACAGUAAGAGAGGUAGAUUGUCCCGACAAAUUCAGACUUGCACCGUAUUUUUAGUCUUGCUGUGCAUAUAAAUGACAUGCAAUACUGAUUGUGAGGUUCAGUUUUUUAUAUUUUUUCCUUUUUGUUGGAACAUCGUAAAAGUAUUUUGGUUUAAGCGUAAAAAAAAGUUCCUCCGAGGGAACUCCUCCCCAUGGGAUGUCGGAGCAAGGUUCCCUGAGAAUAAGCUUUUUUUUUCUAACCCAACUUCAAAGUACCCUUUUAAAGAGUAUAAACCGCACCGCCCAAAAAGCUAUGUCCUCUGGAUUUGUCUGUCAGAGUCGCAGGGUGCAGCGCAGCCUCGGAAAGGAUUGCCAUGUGGCCUCUUCAUGGCCACUGCCGGCUUUAUGAUAGAGCAAAAACAGACCAGACGUACCGUUCAGAGCAGCUCUUAGUGCACAUGCCAAGACUUGAUUAUCAUAUAGUCUUUCUCUGUUAUUGUUUCUGCUACCACUCUUCUCAUUUACCAAGAGGGAAUGCCAUCUUUUCCCCAAAUCUCUCAUCUUCUCAACCGAUUCCAAUUUUCCUUUUAGUGUUUUAGAGAAGUGUGCCUCCCUCCCCCUUUUCCUCUCUUCCUCUAUUUAUCUGCAUCUUCCUUGGGAAGGCCUUGUCCUAAACAGCGGCGAUUGUUGGUUCAGACAGAGAGUUGUAAUGGGCAGCUCCCCUGGGUAGCUGAAAGGUCAGAGGUCAGGGCUGCAUCUAAUCCUGUCUCUACGUAUUGACUCAGGGCUUCUAAAUACAGGAGAGACGAAGACCGACAGCUUGGCAGUGGUGUCCACUUUAGGGAUAAUUAAAACACCCGAAGGUGUCGAAUGUCCAAUUCUGCCUGAGCUCACGCUGCCAGAGAUACACACGGUGUGGUCGUGCAUCGGUGUGCGUUGUUAUUAAUAUGUCAGUGAGGGAUCCCGUUUUUAAAGCUGGACAUGUGAACGGGCGUGUUGUAAGCUGCUGCAGAUCUCCAGAGUAAGAGGGCGCUGACUGACAAAUGUGCACGUGUGUUUGUCAGAGUUGGCAUGCAGGGACGGAGAUUGUUUUUGUUGAGGCUGACAUCACUCUGUGAUGCAAGUGCUAACACGAAUGCCCUCCUCAACCUUUAUCCUGCCUUACUUCCCUCGUGUGUUUCCCUCCGCCCGAUAAAUCUACCACGCAGACAAUCCUCCACCCCGUCCUUUCUACAAAUAUACUGUGCAACCUUUAUCAUUUGUCUCUUUCACUUUCUUACCUUCUGCUCUUAAACCUGUCUCCCUCGUCCCUGAAGAGAGCAUUCGAGUCUGGGGUCCCAGGAAGAGCCCAGCUGUCGGAAACUGUAGGUUUUAUGACGCGUUGGAGGGUUUCCCUCCUGGAGAUGAGCUUCAAAGAAAGCAGGGCUUUUUAAAAAGGGCAAAGUUGAAACUCCAUCCUCCGCCAUGCAUGAUGCCUUUCUUCCUUACAAGGCCCCAAAGUACACUAACACCUGACUGUACGUCCACUGAAACCUAUCUGGACUCCGUGUGCCAGGAUGAAGCUUCUACCUGUACAUGUUUUGGGCGACAUCCCACUUACUCACAUGUUCUAGGUCUUAUUCGUUGCUUCCAGUGGCGAGAGCCGGUACAGUGUUGACACGGUGGAAUGUACAGACUGGUCAUCUGGGACUCGAGUGAAGACUUUACUGGUUUCAAGACUUCUAUGGCUUUUGUGGCGCCGUAAAGAAACAGCUGGGGGCUGUUUUCAGAGGUUUUUGUCGGUUCCAGUUUUGCAGAACAUUUGUUGAACGAGAGCAGAAUAUUUAGGACAUGGCUGCGAAUGUUAUGAUAGAAAAUUCCUACGAGGACAAAGAGGUGGUUAAGCAGCGGAGAGAGAAAAGUGUCGGCUUCCGCUCUCCUGCUCAAAUACCAACUUAAGAGUUAACAGAAAUCCUCUUAAGCUCUGGUGGUGUGUGUAUAAACAUCCGUUAUUUACAAGUCAUUGUUUUUUUUUUCCCGUCAUAUAAAGUAGACUAGAAUGUACUUAGUGGAGAUUGGAGUGGCGAGGCAGAAAUGGCUCUCAGGCAGCGAGCAGGCCCUUGUCCUCAAAAGCCUCCAUUGUGGAGGCAGGGUCAUGGUGUCAUUGGGUGGCGUAGGCCAUAAUCUGCACUUAACCAGCACUUAACUUUAAGACCUCAAAUGACUAAUGCCCCCUUAGUCCCCUUCGUCAAAAAGUUUCUUCUUUUUGUGUCCCAGAAUUGUACUUUAACUCUGUUUCAGUAGCCGUUUGCUGAAUGUACCACAGUCAGAUAUAUGUGUAUUUUUGCACCAGCCAAAUUAGAGUAUUUAAGAAUCAUCUCACCUGUUCAAGAAAAGAAAUUGGCGUGCACUCAGUGAAUUAAUAUUAUUUUAGGUAUGGCACCCUGUUAUGCCUGCAUCUCAGCCUUUCUAACAUUGUGCCAAAAUCAUUCCACAGUAUUUCCAGUUUACAGUUAGAGACAAUGCUUCCCCGAAUGGUCACCCUGUCUCUAAGAUACUGAAAUUAAGGGGAAAUAUUCAAUUUGAGGGUUUUUCUGUUUGUGUUUUUAUUUCUUUGUUAAACAAAAGAUGUCUUAUUUUGGAAGCUAUAUCGGAUAGAUUUUAUUUAAGGAAACUCUUGUAAUUUUGUAAAGUGGGCCUUAUUAUUGAAAUAUAUUAAGUAUUUGUCCAUCUUGAUUUUAAGAAUGAUAUUUUUUUUGCAAGAUAAUGUAUCUUCCUCGUUGUUAAUACACUCCUGGAGAGUACUUCUUCCUGUAUUUUGUGUUUGUUGUUUUAAUGCAAGACAUUUCUCACGACCUGGAGACAUGAUGGCACACCGCGGAUUAGAAAGUGAGAGAGAGAGAGAGAAGCCAGGGUUGUGUCAUAGCCGUUGAAGAAUGAGAGCUAUGUGUGUUUUAUCAGCGCUGAGCAGGUUUUGCAGCGCUGAGUGGUUCGCCAUGUGUUUUUAUCGGGAACCAUUCAGCGCUCCGGCCUCUUCGGCGCUCUGUUCUCCCUCGCUCUUAAAUUCAGGGUUCGUACAUCUUCUGUGCUGUAUGUUUGUAAGUGCUGCCAAAGAAAGAAGCGUGCAAGCCCCAGACACACAUGUAUAUAUAUAUAAACACACACAAAUAAUCUAAUAGGAAUUUAACAUGUAACUGGAUCUCAUCUCUUUUACACGCAUACAUGCACAGAUACAAGAAUUUCAGGCCUGUACAAUCAACUGUUUUUUAUUGUGUCAUUUUGUUUGCAGAAGAAGGAGACUGACAGACAGAGAUGUCAAACACAAAAAACUGUAUGUAAUGAAAUCAGAUCAAAAGGGUUUUAUGAUUUAUAACUGCUUCUCAGUCAGUGUGUCGGUCAAUGCCAGGUGGACUGUGUGGAGAGGCUUUUUUUUUCUGUUUUAGACUUAAUACAUUGUGCAUGUUUUUAACCUUACUGUGGCUGGCGCACUCUGCAUGUAGGUCUCUCGAAGCUGCCAACUGUACAGCAGACCAUAUGUAUUCCAAUAAAAAUAAAAACCAACCUGUUUGUAACA